Messenger RNA from Mercurialis annua (annual mercury), 672 nucleotides. RefSeq lists its product as uncharacterized. Gene Ontology annotation, biological process: DNA integration. Gene Ontology annotation, molecular function: nucleic acid binding. The record is from RefSeq and is a predicted model, not a curated record. The transcript has 3 exons. NCBI's taxonomy places the organism in Eukaryota, Viridiplantae, Streptophyta, Magnoliopsida, Malpighiales, Euphorbiaceae. The coding region runs from base 1 to 672 and encodes 223 amino acids.
AUGGAUGGAACUCUGCCAGAAAACAGAGAUAAAGCCUACAAAAUCUUGCGACAAGCUCCGUACUACGCGUUCCUCGACGGAGUCUUAUACAGAAAGUCAUUCACCCACCCGUGGUCGAGAUGCUUGACGGCAGAAGAAGGGGAGUAUGUGUUGAGAGAAAUACAUGAAGGUAUUUGUGGGGCACACAUAGCUCCUCGCAUGUUAGCAAAGAAAGCAGUGUUGCAAGGCUACUACUGGCCCCUAAUGGUCAGGCAAGCAGAGGAGAUAGUAAAGAAAUGUGAAAACUGUCAGAGGCAUCAGAACAUCCGACAUGCUCCCACCACAGAGCAGUGUCCCAUUACCAGUCCUUGGCCAUUUGCAACAGCGUUGGUAACUGAUAACGGAAAGCAGUUCAACUGCCGAGCCUUCAAGGAAUUUUGCAACGACUUGCACAUUGACCUGCGUUUUACUUCAGUAGUUCACCCGCAGAGCAAUGGGAUGACCGAAGUAACCAACCGGACGAUCCUAAAAGGGCUCAAGGCCAGGCUAGGGGAGUUCGAUAGACAGUGGCUGGAAGAGCUACCAAAGCCACCUACGUACGACGAGCAAUUCUUGACCCCGAGCAACAACUCCGGGUUGUCCCCAGGCAAUAGCCUAUCCACGCCGAGCAACUUGCUUAAACUUGAUCUAUGA